ACACGCCCAACAGACAAGUGAGUUUGACGAGGGAAAAUCAGUGCGUUGCCCCAGCUGUGCUCAAACUUACAGCUCAAGUCAAGGUUUUAAAAAACAUGUAGUAAGAUGUCAUAUUGCAGCUUCUGGAUUGGAAGUUGUGCAAGCAGGUGGAGGGUGGAGUGUUGUGAACUCAAUGAAAAACUCCAUAUCGGUCCAUACACUUGAUCUUGAGUCUGAAGACAUGAUUGAUGACCCCGACUACUUUUUGAUUCACAAUAGAGAUAGUAUCAGUAAAAUUUUGCAGGAGGAACUCAAAGCGAAAAAGCAGUUUAAAUAUAAAUUGGAUAUUAAUGUGAAUUUUUAUCGCGAGGUUGAUGGAGAGUCUGAUUUUGUAGCUGCAUGGUUUGGUCCGGCUUAUUCGACCGUUCUUCAUCUUAAAGACAUAGAGCAGAGCCUAGAUUUUGUUAUUCCUGACGCUCUUGAAAGAGUGAGGGAUUAUAAUACAAAUGGAAGCGGAUGGCAUAUUUUCAGCACUCUGAAAAUUGUUAUCAAAGUUGUUCAGUACAGCCCUCUCUCUGGAGGCUGUAUGGGGGAUGCCCCCUCUUGGGUUAAAAAUUCAAAAUCCGUUACUAAUAUCGUUUGUGCCAAGAACGACUGCUUUCCUAUUCAUGUGCUUUUUAAGUUGCUCAAGCCUGACAAACAUGACAGCCGACGAACCUACAAACAAUUAGAAAAGAAUAUGCAUCUACUAGACAUGACUAACAUUAGCCUGCCAGUGCCUCUUGACCAAAUAAACCGAUUUGAAUCGCAAAACCCCCAGAUUUCGGUGAAUGUGUACUACUCUGCGACUGUUAAAAGGGAUGGAUGCUCGAUUCCAAAGCUGUACCCCAUUAGAGUCUCAAAAAAAGAAGCGUCUAUACCAGUUGACCUUCUCAUUCUGCCUCACAAGGGAGAAAGGCAAAAUUUGGAGAAAAUGUUGUUUGAUACCGAUGUCACUAGUUUUGAAGAGGGGGGCGGUGAGGAAGCCGGCUCAUUCCUUACAGAUGGCCUUAAGCAACGCAAAAAGACUGGAUUUCACUACUGCCUGAUAAAUAAUCUUUCUCGCCUUCUCCGCCCUGCCAAACAAACAAAUAGGCGUAUCUUCGUCUGUCGAAAGUGUCUCUUAACUUUUAGAAAUGAAAACGUGUUUAACACGCAUGAUUCACUUUGCUCACCUGACAAUCCUCAAGUCUGUAACAUGCCUAAAGAACACAACAAAUUUCUUCAAUUUUCCAAGCCAAGUGCACGACUAAAACCAUGGUUUACAAUUUACGGCGACUUUGAAUGCAUUCUAUCAAAAACGCAGCUUGAUGAAAAUACGGACAUGGGUAAAAGCAGUACUACCACGUUGCAGAAUCACACACCUUUCGCCUAUGCCUAUAUUGUCUUAGACCACACCGGGCAAGUUGUUCGCCGCUGCUCCCCCAGAAUCUUUCGUGACAGUUUUGCUAACGUUGCUGCAGAGUUUCUCCGUGAAAUUGACGAACUUUACUGCAAAGUUCUCCUCCCUAGAAUGAAAGAGCGGGGGAUUCACAUGACAGAGGAAGAGAAACUCAAACACUAUGCGGCCACUCAUUGCGAAAUUUGUGGGAGGCGCUUCAAUUCUACUGUUCUCAAAGUGGCGCAUCACGAUCAUAAAACAUCAAGGUACUUGGCGACUAUUUGUGACAGGGACAAUCUUGAAAUAAGACAAACCAAGAAAGUACCAGUAAUUUUUCACUCUUCAGCUAGUUAUGAUACGCAUCUUUUGAUGGGGGGUCUUGCCGAGGUUGCAGAUAAGUCUGACAGAAUAAUGGUCAUCCCACGCACUAAAGAGAAGUAUGUUGGCUUUUCGUGGAAGUGUUUGACUUUCCUAGACUCUCUGAGCUUUCUUAAUUCAUCCCUAGACACACUAGCCAAAGGAUUAAGUUCAUCUGAGCUUCGCUAUCUCCAUCAGCAUUUUAAAGAUGAUCCGAUGCGGGAGAUCAAAAUUCAGCUGCUGAGCAAAAAAGGUUUUUUCCCCUACUCAUUCCUUGACUCUUCCGAACGCCUGUCACUCAAAACCCUCCCGCCCCGCUCUGAAUUUUUUAAUGAUCUCACUCAAGAAGAAUUAAGCCCUGAAGAUUACGAACAUGCUUGUCAGGUCUUCAAGGUGUUCAAAUGUCGAAACCUGGGCGACUAUGCCGCCGUCUAUCUAGCUUGCGAUGUGCUUCUUCUAAGCUGUGUGUUUGAAGCGUUUCGCUCCAUGGCUUUUGAUUGUUACAAAAUUGAGCCAACGGCGUUCUAUUCCCUCCCCGGCUUUUCCUUGCAAGCCGCUCUGCUCAUGUGCAAUGCCAAAGUUGAGCUUUUAACUGAUAGAGAAAUGCUUCUAAUGGUUAACGGGGCUAUUCGCGGCGGAAUGACGGUUUGUUCACACCGUUACAGUAAGGCUAACAAUAAGGAUCUGGCAGACUUUGACCCUGGAAAACCCUCAACCUAUAUAACUGCAUGGGAUGCAAAUGGGAUGUAUGCUUUGGCGCAGAAAGGGGCCCUUCCAACAGGCAAUUUUAGGUGGCUUGAGACAGAGGAGCUGGAUAACAUUGAUGUGUUUCAACUAUCACCCCUAGAUAAAACUGGAUAUUUUUUUGAAGUUGAAUUAACAGUGCCAGAUGACCCCGCAAUUCAUGAAUACUUGUCUGAUUUUCCCCCUGCUCCAGUUCUGAAAAAAGUUAAUAUUGACGACCUUUCACCGUAUCAGCAAAACCAUUGGAACAGGCCGGCUCAGAUGCAGGAAAAACUUAUUUUGGACUUAACUGAUAAACAAAAAUAUGUGCUGCACUACCUGACACUGCGCUGCUACGCCGAAUUAGGCAUUAAAUUUGUAAUCAAACGAGGAAUUUCAUUUUCUCAAGACAACUGGCUAUCCCCAUACAUUGACUUCAACACUGGCAUGCGUCAAAAGGCUACAACAUCCUUUGCUAAGUCUCUAUUCAAACUUCUUCUAAAUUCUCUCUUCGGGAAGUUGAUGGAAAGGAAAGAGUUAAGAAGAAGGGUUGUUCUAGCGGUUGGAAAAAAAUCUGUUGUGAGAUAUGCCUCUAAACCGAGUUUCUAUGACUUUACGGUUAUCAAACCAAAUUUUGUUGCAAUCGAGCUGAAACAGACGAGUGUCACCCUAGAUGUUCCGUUUAUCUGCGGCGCGACGGUCCUAGAGAUUUCUAAAUGUUUUAUGUAUUCUAUGUUCUACAAAGUCAUCCGCCCCUCUUUUCAAAAUCCCCCUAGACUCCAGUACAUGGAUACAGAUUGUUUCGUUUUAUUAAUUGAGUCUGAUGACCUAAUUAAGGAGCUUAAGCCUCUGGCGAAACAUAUUUUUGAUUUUUCAAACCUCUCCCCAAACCACGAGUUGUAUGAUCGAAGUAAUGCUCUUAAGCUUGGCUUGCUAAAGGAUGAAGUUGCGGGUCAAACAAUUUCAGAGUUUAUUGGGCUCAAAAGUAAAAUGUAUUACAUUAAAACAUCAGAGUCAGAAAAGAAAAUUGGAAAAGGCAUUCAUAGAUCCGCUCUUCGCAGUCAGGUUACCCGUGAUCACUACUUUAACGCUGUGUUUAACAAACAAUCCUCUCCAUAUCGGGUACACUUUACAACAUUCAAAACAGAUGGUAAACACAACAUUCAAACAGUGAAGCAGGUAAAGCUUUCUGUUAAUAACUACUGCGACAAGCGUAAGUUUGAGGAUGAUCUUAUUCACUGCACUCCAUUUGGCUUCAAGGGCGACGCAUCUCGCAUUAGAAUGCCUUGUUUUUAAUGUUCUUGAAAGGAACUAUGUAUUCUCUUUAUAAGUACUAACAAUUGUUUUUUGUAUCACAAGAAUGUCUAUUAAGUUUACUUACCAAUAAAAAUUUAAAAAAAAAUGCUACUAACGACUUUAUGCACCCUUUACUAACCAAAUAUUGAUUUAAAUAUUAAGAAAACCAAAAACUCUGUAUUCCCCAACUCUAGUGUGUUUUCUUCAUGGUGUUUGUAUUACAGUUAUGUAUAGUCUGCUUAAAAAUAAAAAGUUUUGAAAAAA
This is a messenger RNA of Thrips palmi, 4039 nucleotides long. RefSeq lists its product as uncharacterized. The record is from RefSeq and is a predicted model, not a curated record. Gene Ontology annotation, biological process: DNA replication. NCBI's taxonomy places the organism in Eukaryota, Metazoa, Arthropoda, Insecta, Thysanoptera, Thripidae. Bases 173 to 3775 code for a protein of 1200 amino acids. Gene Ontology annotation, molecular function: nucleotide binding; DNA-directed DNA polymerase activity; DNA binding. The transcript has a single exon.